Messenger RNA from Sitodiplosis mosellana (orange wheat blossom midge), 1947 nucleotides. RefSeq lists its product as uncharacterized. Lineage: Eukaryota; Metazoa; Arthropoda; Insecta; Diptera; Cecidomyiidae. The transcript is spliced from 4 exons. The coding region runs from base 666 to 1439 and encodes 257 amino acids. The record is from RefSeq and is a predicted model, not a curated record.
GCGUCGGUCGUUAAGUUCAGUCGAUUGUCGACAGUUUUCAAAAGAGGUUCUGCUUUUCGUUCGCUUAUUGAAUUUGAAUUUUGCGGUUAUUUCAUAAGACUAUUGCCCUUUUGAUUUCCUGUUUAGACUCAGUUACAGGUCACAGUGAAAUUUCUGAAAAAUAUUCAAACAAACAAAUUCAAACACCGACCAUAAACGAGCAAUUAAAAGCCGAGUUCAUCCUCCAUUAAAAAAAAUAGAAAGUAAACACGAGCGCGCUAUAUUCGUUCCAUAUUAGUGUCAUCAGAAUUCAUUGAACUUUGGAUAAAGUUUUGCCAAAGCAGAAUAGGAGACAAAACGCACAUUACAGAAAUAAGUGUGUGGGAAAAUAAAAAAAAGAUACUGAAUGAUUCAAUACAAAUUAGUAUGGUGAUUGUUGAAAAUUAGAACUUUGGCCAAUGUAAAAAGAAGGGUUUUGUGAGUAAGAAGUGAAAACUGAAGAGCAGAGUACAGGCUCAUAGAAUAAAGAGGCUGAAAAGUCAACGAGAAGCUAUCAGAUUGCAUAGAAAAGUAUAUUCGCACGUAUCGUGAUUUUCGGCCGUGUCAUUCACCGCAUUUUGAGAUUCAAGUGUCUCAUUUUCACUGAACCAAAAACCGUUUGUUAAUACGACUGACGUAAGGAAAUAAUGGCACCAACUAUUCAUGAAGAUGACAUGGAUGCAUACAGCUAUCGAAAUAGCAAUCGAAUAUUACGACAUCGUUCUGUGAUUAAUUAUGUGGGUCGUCAAUCAAACCGAGAAAAUGAUUCAAAUGACGAGAUGGAGUCGAGUGAAAAUGAAAGUCAAGGGCGACGAAGCAGAGAAUGUAUUCCAUACUCAACCGAACGUCGAAACAUAAUCAAGCGUAUUCGAGAAACCAGAAUGUCGUAUGAUAGCGAUGAUUCAUCAAACAGUAUUCCAAGCCCCAUGUCAUUUCAUAACUAUGCAAAGCGUCAGAAGUUCAACGACUCCGAAGAUGAUGACGAAAAAUACAUAAGUACAUCAAGUGACUCGAAUGAAAACUCUGUAUCAUCAACCAUAUCGUUCAAUAACGACGUCAGCCGGGAAGGUGUGCGGCUUCAUUCUUUAAAUUAUUUAUUACGACCGACUGCGUUGGCUCCAUUUUCGCCUGUAUCGUCGACGACGGCUGGUGCGAUGACGGUAUAUUGCCAACCGAAAGCAUCUCCGCGUUACAUCAAUCCAUUUUAUCGUCAAGAUUUAAUGGAAAUUGCAAUGAAAACGAUCAUCCUACUGCAAAAGAAUCGUUCGUUGUACGCCCGACUUCAUCAACUUAAAUUAGAAACCCGUGCAUUCGUUGAUACAGUGAUGUCGAAUCCGGAGAACGCAAAAUUGCGACAAACAAUGAACCAAAGCAAUGAAAAAUCCUACGAUCAGCAACCAUUAGCUGUAAAAAACCAGUGAAAUUCAUUUGUCUCAUCAUAACUCACAGUUGAUACAUAACUUUUCUUAUUGUUUGUUAUACUAGUGUUCCCAUAUCAUUUUCGAAUCUAGUUUAAGAAGACUUUGAGCUAGCUCUCAAACAUUCAUUAGCAUGUCAAUACUUAUCUAUUGAAUUCCUAUAAUAUCGCAUGAACUAGAGUUUUGCAACAAUUUCUACGAUAACCAAAUGAUCGCAAUCCUAUUUCUUUUUGGUUCAAAGAAUGAUAGUUAAAGUUAAUCUCUUCUUUGGAUAUUGUUUCCAAGUAAAAUAAAAACGAAGAAAAAAAAAGAGUUAAAUCACAAAGUAUAUACAACGGUGAUCUCGUCUCAAGCAACAGGUGCAGAGUGUUCUCUAUUUUAACGAAUUUCUUGGAUAUCUUUCUCUUUGUACUCAAUUUGGAAGCCGAGGUAGCACACAAACUGUAAUUUGUCACAUAAUAUUAAGGCUUAUUAUAUGAUAGUGAAUAAAAAUAAACCGAUUUAGGCAGAA